Messenger RNA from Solanum pennellii, 1216 nucleotides. RefSeq lists its product as uncharacterized. The record is from RefSeq and is a predicted model, not a curated record. The transcript has 3 exons. Bases 389 to 991 code for a protein of 200 amino acids. Lineage: Eukaryota; Viridiplantae; Streptophyta; Magnoliopsida; Solanales; Solanaceae.
GUUUAGAAAGGACACAAUAAUUUUCGGUUCUCGUAAGCUUAGUGAUAACUUAUGGGGUAGCUGAUUAUAUUCAUCUUCUAAGCAAAACUAAAGUCUUUAUCUUGUUUGGCGGAUUGAAUUCAUGAACUUUUUAUUAAUAAUGCGACUUUUGAAGAUGAAUGUCACAUAAAUUAGAAUCGAGGACUUUUGAAGAUGAAUGUCACAUAAAUUAGAAUCGAGGACGAACAUGUUUUUGGAAUGAUUUUAGCACUUGAACAUUUAGUUGUGAACAAAGGUGAAAAUUGUAAUUAACUAUAUAAAGUGAUAAAUGGAAAAUAAACUUUCUGGCUGGAACGAUCCUCUGCAAAACGGUCAUACUUUUUACCUUUCCACUAUCAGCUAGUGUACGAUGGAUAAACAUGGAGUCGAAGCUUCGAGUCCUCUCGCCACAAUUGAAGACAUUCAAAAACGCCUUACUCGUCCUCAACAAUCAUCGUCCUCUGUCAUUGCAAUCGCAAUCGCACCUCAUCUAUCGAAUGCAGAUACAUCUCCGUUACAGAAACGGAGAAAACUUACUCGUUCUCCUCAUCAGCAAUCUUCGCCCUCUGUUAUCGCAUCUCAUAUGUAUGAAUUACAGCAGGAUAACUCAACGAACGUGGAUUCAUCUCCAUUACAGAAAAGGAGAAAAUCGAUAGCUGUUAAAGUGAGGUUAGAAGAUUACUUCGAUCUAUCUCUCCUCUCUGCAACUCGCGCAAAAAUCAACAGUUCUCUGAAUAAACAAAGUAGAAAGAUGAAAUUGAAAAGCGAAUUCGAGGAAUUUGUGUGGCCUGCAGAAGGAGAUCAUCAUGAUUCGGAGUCAUACUCAGAAAAUAGUAGAAGAACAGAUGAAGCAAUUGUUGAUCUCAAAAACGACAACGACGAUUCGUUCGGCGACGGUGAAAAUAAUCAUAAGUGUUGCGUGGAUCCGUUUCAACGGUUUGAAUCAACGGCACUAAUGCGAUUCAGUAGAUGAUCAAAAGAAAUUGCGUUCGAGAUUAAGAGGUAAGUCAGAGCAUUGGCGCCAAAAAGCGAGUUUUUUUUUUUUUUGGUUGUGGCUAUGAUUGGUUAUUCGCUUGCAAAAUACAUCCAAAAUAAAUGUAGUGCUAAUCAUUAGAUCACAAGUAUUAAAAAUUGAUCGUAUUCACGUAUAACAAUUGUUUAUAUAAAAAUUAUAAAAUAUAUCAUCUAAUAACAUGUG